Molecule: messenger RNA, 2028 nt
Organism: Cercocebus atys (sooty mangabey)
Lineage: Eukaryota; Metazoa; Chordata; Mammalia; Primates; Cercopithecidae
Gene: NDC80
Product: NDC80 kinetochore complex component
Exons: 17
Coding region: 183-1967 (594 amino acids)
Biological process (GO): attachment of mitotic spindle microtubules to kinetochore
Cellular component (GO): Ndc80 complex
Source: RefSeq, a predicted model, not a curated record
ACGGAGCGCGUCGUGCGUAAUGACGUCCGCGCCGGCGGAGAAUUUCAAAUUCGAACGGCCUUGGCGGGCUGAGGAAGGAGCUGGUGUUUUGAUGACUGCUGUCCUAUCUAGCGGAUACUUGCACGGUUUACAGAAAUUUGGUCCCUGGGUCGUGUCAGGAAACUGGAUAAAAGGUCAUCAGCAUGAAGCGCAGUUCAGUUUCCACCGGUGGUGCUGGCCGCCUCUCCAUGCAGGAGCUAAGAUCCCAGGAUGUAAAUAAACAAGGCCUCUAUACCCCUCAAACCAAAGAGAGACCAACCUUUGGAAAGUUGAGUAUAAACAAACCAACAUCUGAAAGAAAAGUCUCACUAUUUGGCAAAAGAACUAGUGGACAUGGAUCCCGGAAUAGUCAACUUGGUAUAUUUUCCAGUUCUGAGAAAAUCAAGGACCCGAGACCACUUAAUGACAAAGCAUUCAUUCAGCAAUGUAUUCGACAACUCUGUGAGUUUCUUACAGAAAAUGGUUAUGCACAUAAUGUGUCCAUGAAAUCUCUACAAGCUCCCUCUGUUAAAGACUUCCUGAAGAUCUUCACAUUUCUUUAUGGCUUCCUGUGUCCCUCAUACGAACUUCCUGACACAAAGUUUGAAGAAGAGGUUCCAAGAAUCUUUAAAGACCUUGGGUAUCCUUUUGCACUAUCCAAAAGCUCCAUGUAUACAGUAGGGGCUCCUCAUACGUGGCCUCACAUUGUGGCAGCCUUAGUUUGGCUAAUAGACUGCAUCAAGAUACAUACUGCCAUGAAAGAAAGUUCACCUUUAUUUGAUGAUGGGCAGCCUUGGGGAGAAGAAACUGAAGAUGGAAUUAUGCAUAAUAAGUUGUUUUUGGACUACACCAUAAAAUGCUAUGAGAGUUUUAUGAGUGGUGCUGACAGCUUUGAUGAGAUGAAUGCAGAGUUGCAGUCAAAACUGAAGGAUUUAUUUAAUGUGGAUGCUUUUAAACUGGAAUCAUUGGAAGCAAAAAACAGAGCAUUGAAUGAACAGAUUGCAAGAUUGGAACAAGAAAGAGAAAAAGAACCGAAUCGUCUAGAGUCGUUGAGAAAACUGAAGGCUUCCUUACAAGGAGAUGUUCAAAAGUAUCAGGCAUACAUGAGCAAUUUGGAGUCUCAUUCAGCCAUUCUUGACCAGAAAUUAAAUGGUCUCAAUGAGGAAAUUGCUAGAGUAGAACUAGAAUGUGAAACAAUAUGGGGCUGCUUUAACAUUUCUUUUUGUGUUCUCUUCUUACAGAUUGAAACACAAUUAGCAGAGUAUCACAAAUUGGCUAGAAAAUUAAAACUUAUUCCUAAAGGUGCUGAGAAUUCCAAAGGUUAUGAUUUUGAAAUUAAGUUUAAUCCCGAGGCUGGUGCCAACUGCCUUGUCAAAUACAGGGCUCAAGUUUAUGUACCUCUUAAGGAACUCCUGAACGAAACUGAAGAAGAAAUUAAUAAAGCUCGAAAUAAAAAAAUGGGUUUGGAGGAUACUUUAGAACAAUUGAAUGCAAUGCUAACAGAAAGUAAGAGAAGUGUGAGAACUCUGAAAGAAGAAGUUCAAAAGCUGGAUGAUCUUUACCAACAAAAAAUUAAGGAAGCAGAGGAAGAGGAUGAAAAAUGUGCCAGUGAGCUUGAGUCCUUGGAGAAACACAAGCACUUGCUAGAAAGUACUGUUAACCAGGGGCUCAGUGAAGCUAUGAAUGAAUUAGAUGCUGUUCAGCGGGAAUACCAACUAGUUGUGCAAACUACGACUGAAGAAAGACGAAAAGUGGGAAAUAACUUACAACGUCUGUUAGAGAUGGUUGCUACACAUGUCGGGUCGGUAGAGAAACAUCUUGAGGAGCAGAUUGCUAAAGCUGAUAGAGAAUAUGAAGAAUGCGUGUCAGAAGAUCUCUCGGAAAAUAUUAAAGAGAUUAGAGAUAAGUAUGAGAAGAAAGCUGCUCUAAUUAAGUCUUCUGAAGAAUGAAGAUAAAAUGUUGAUCAUGUAUAUAUAUCCAUAGUGAAUAAAAUUGUCUCAGUAAAGUGUA